Messenger RNA from Polychytrium aggregatum, 1002 nucleotides. RefSeq lists its product as uncharacterized. The transcript has 6 exons. Gene Ontology annotation, molecular function: translation elongation factor activity; guanyl-nucleotide exchange factor activity. Gene Ontology annotation, biological process: translational elongation. NCBI's taxonomy places the organism in Eukaryota, Fungi, Chytridiomycota, Chytridiomycetes, Polychytriales. Gene Ontology annotation, cellular component: cytosol; eukaryotic translation elongation factor 1 complex. The coding region runs from base 51 to 776 and encodes 241 amino acids. The record is from RefSeq and is a predicted model, not a curated record.
AAUCUCGUCUCCCUCGCUGCACCUCUUACCCUCCCUCUGCUAUCGUCAUAAUGGGCUUCACCGAUCUCGACAAGGACUCUGGCCUCAAGGCUCUCAACACCUACCUCGAGGAGCGAUCGUACAUUGAGGGCUACGAGGCCAGCCAGGCCGAUGUUGCCGUCUACGAGGCUGUCAAGAAGGCUCCCGAUGCCAACAAGUACCCCCACGCCGCCCGCUGGUACCACCACAUCUGGUCCAAGUCUCUUGCUGCUCUCCCCGGCAAGAAGCAGGCUGCCUCUGCCUACGGCCCCGGUGGUGCUGUUGCUCGCCCCGCCUCGCCCGUCAAGGCCGUUCCCGCCAAGGCCGCCCCCGCCAAGGCUGCCCCUGCUCCUGCCAAGGAGGAGGAGGAGGAUGAGGACGACAUUGACCUCUUCGGAUCCGACGAUGAUGAUGAGGAGGCCGAGCGCCUCAAGGCCGAGCGUGUCGCCGCCUACGAGGCCAAGAAGGCCGGUGGCAAGCCCAAGCCCGUUGCCAAGUCCAUGGUUAUCCUCGACGUCAAGCCCUGGGAUGACGAGACUGACAUGAAGGAGCUCACCAACAACGUCCUUGCUGUUGAGCAGGAUGGCCUCGUCUGGGGUACCCACAAGCUCGUCGCCGUCGGCUUCGGUAUCAAGAAGCUCCAGAUCACCUGUGUCAUCGAGGAUGACAAGGUCAGCACUGACGAGCUCAUCGACAAGAUUUGCGCCGACGAGGACCACGUCCAGUCCGUCGACAUUGCUGCCUUCAACAAAUUGUAAAUUGCUCUCUGCCAUCCGACUCGCUACUGCGUCCCGACUCCUGGUCUAGCCUCCUCCAUCUUUGUGUAUACAAAAAGGCGUUAGUUGUGCUCCUUGCCCGACGUCAGCUUCCCCACAACAACUGUUUGGCCAAUCGACAGUCCACCCAAAACGAAACGGGACACCCUGUUUUUGAGUCCUGCGUGUCACUUUUCCUGGAUGUGAAUACACACCCACUCACCCGCCA